UGAAAGUACGAACGUGAACUUCCGCUUCCUGGUUACUUAUUUCAAAAUAUUGGCGCUACAUUCGGAGCUCGAAAAGCGAUACGUUUAAACGAUGGUUAAAGAACAGUAUUUAAGGGUGAAACUGUCAUCGAAAAAUAUAGUUGUGGACCAAAUUAAGACAUGUAAAGAACUGCUAAGUAGAUCAUUAGAUGCUCAAACGGGGAUACCCAAAGAGUCAAAGCAACUUUUGCUGCAAGAGUUGUUGACAAACUUCGAGAAUGCCGUUCAGGACAACGUAUUAAUCAACGGCCAGACGUGGGAGGAUGCUCCAGACGAUGGCGAAAAUGAGAGCGGUUCCCUUGACAACCUCCUGGAUGAGAGCAUCGUGGAGACUGCCAGGCGACGUCGUGAAUACCCCCAAGCGAUAGUUCCGUACGUGGUGCGCACCCUGAAAGCUGAGAGGAAACUAAUGGGGAUGUUUGAGCAGGCGUUGCCACAGGAGCUGGAGAAAGACCCAGUCCAAGAGCGCAUCCUGUCAGAUCUGUCAGCUACUGCACAACGGAUGUUCAAACAGGCCAGCUCGAUGGUGAAGUCUCAACAGGUCUUGCAGCAGAGAGCUGAGGGGCUGAGGCAGGUGUUGAACGUCAGACCCACUCCCGCCUCGCUGGAGGUUCACCGGGAAGUGUUCUCCAUCGGCCCGUCCAACGGAGAAGUUGUGACAAAACCUCCGUCCCUUCCCCCGGGAAGAGCCAUCAAGAGACGAGUGGGAGAGGCUGAUGUACGGGCCUGUUACGCUGUUCCACAGAAAAAACAGCUGGUUGCCGUCAGAAAGCCUGAUUGACAGACCGAUUAUCGAGCUGUAUGGACUGUUGCAUGUGUGUUGUUUAAAAGACCCCGAAAGAUGUUCUGUGAUACAUUAUGCUUUAUGCACUUGUCGACGAGGCUGUGGCGCCCUCGCAUGGCAGAUGGUGUAACGACACUUGAAAUUGUUAAAUAUGCAGAUAAAGAAAUUGGCUUUUGAUUUGUAUGCUAUGAAACUGUGCAGUUGUGCUUAAAAGAAGAACAAUGAAAGAAAUAAACGUUCUAUGGAGUAAUAGAAUAAUGAUCCACGUCAAGGCCGUAGCCAUGGAGUCAACAUUGGGGGGGACGAAUUCUGCUGGGGAGUCUGAGGGUGCCCCCCUGAAAGGUUUUAAUAAUAAAUAAAAAAAGAAGUUAUC
Osmerus eperlanus (European smelt) is the source of this 1196-nucleotide messenger RNA. It is a transcript of the gene nsl1, whose product is annotated as NSL1 component of MIS12 kinetochore complex. The transcript has 6 exons. Bases 92 to 820 code for a protein of 242 amino acids. NCBI's taxonomy places the organism in Eukaryota, Metazoa, Chordata, Actinopteri, Osmeriformes, Osmeridae. The record is from RefSeq and is a predicted model, not a curated record. Gene Ontology annotation, cellular component: MIS12/MIND type complex; kinetochore. Gene Ontology annotation, biological process: mitotic sister chromatid segregation.